AAAAUGGGCUCCUCCAGUUGAUUGCCAAUAUCGCUUCAUCUUGGCUUCAAACAGAAAAUAUUGGGGCAACAAAGGAAAACUACCGACCACUUCUGAGGAUUCAAGGAAUGAAGUCACACUGGCCUCGAAGAGCUCUCCUUACCGUGCACCUUAGGAUCAUCAAAAGGAGGACAAUAAGUCAGACGUUUCUUCCAAUUGAUGACAUCCAUUUUUGCCUGAUUUGUUAAAAACAAGAAAAAAGCAAACGCCUGCUUUUGUCCUGCUUUUGAAGGGAAUGGAUCCCCGAUGAAGGAGGGGCGAGCUGCGAGCAAUUUCCCGAGCGCAUCAUCGCCCUCAUGUACGAGUAGUACCGUAUGUACGUACGUACGUACUGUAGGCACUGAAAAUGAGAGAAGAGCGUCGUGCAUGCUUUUCCUAUUACUGAGCUUUGGCCCGAAGAGGUCUUGAAAUCAGUGGAGCGCCUUUGGCUCACAUCACUCCUUUGCUGCGACUCAUUCAGUUGGAGAGACCUCGCAGAUUGAACAAGUCUUCCGUUCGAAUACAUGCACCACAUUGAGAUUGAUUUAGUGAGCAUUAUGCGUAUGUACUUAUCUACUCGAGGUGUUGAGUGAUUGUCAAUAACGAGCUUGAUGCCCAACUCAUUGCUGGAUCAUGGAGAUCAAUGGAGCUCAGCACCAAUCAUUCCAGUGACUUCACAGGAACUUCGAUACACCAAUCUCCAGCCGCAAGACAAACAUUCGCGCUCCCAUUUGUGACAUUUGGGACUGGAUUUCCAUUUUUUGCAACUCAGACCGGAAAAAGCGACAUCGAAUCUGAUGCUCAAUCCAUGAUGAUCCUACCAAAGAUGAAAUUCUUCCUAGUCGUAGUGUUGCUUGUUGUUUGCACCGGGUGCACAAUCCUUGCCCAGCAGUCUCCUGAAAGCCAAGACGGGAACUUGAGCUCAGAAUCAGAUCACCAAGGCCUUACCCCGGACACGUUCCGAAAAUUGGCAGAAGCUCUCUAUCAAAGAGGGGAAAAGGUCCAGAACCGACUUAAGAGGAACUGGUUAACCAACACCAAUGUCACGUGUAAUGAUGGCAGUCCCUCAGGGUAUUACCUCCGAAGAAACUACCAAAGCAAGAGGUGGAUUGUGUUUUUGGAAGGUGGUUGGAUUUGUUUCGACCGAGAGAGCUGUAUGCAGCGAGCGUCUCGCGAGCCUCAUCUUGUCUCCUCCAGCCAUUGGCGGGCAAUUAAAUCUGUCGGCGGAAUCCUCUCUUCCGACCCCGAAGACAACCCUCAUUUCGCUAACGCCAAUCAUGUUUACGUGCCAUACUGCAGCUCUGACUCCUGGUCCGGAACCAAGACAGGGUCCAAGAGGAGUCCCGCUUUCAUGGGGCAUUUAAUUGUCAAGGAGGUGAUUCGUGAAUUGUCUGAUUAUCACCAACUUCUUCACGGUGAAGAACUAUUCUUGAUGGGAAGUAGUGCUGGAGGCACGGGGGUUCUCUUGAACAUCGAUUCAGUGUCGCAAACUCUGGCGCCAGCUGGCAUUCGAGUUCGUGGGAUAGUGGACUCGGGGUGGUUUUUGGACAACGAUCCUUUCUCCACCGAUUGUCAAGCCUCGUCUGGCAAGUGCUCCGUGAUUCGUGAUCUCCAAAAGGGCGUCAAAAUGUGGAAUGCCAAUGUGCAACGAGAUUGCUCAAAAGCGUUCAAAGGCGAAGAGUAUAAAUGCUUCCUUGGCUACAUGGUUUAUCCAUUCAUUCAAACACCCCUGUUUAUCUUCCAAUGGCAGUUUGAUAAGUUCCAACUACAUGCCAACAAUGUCGACAUACCGGCUUCUCAGGAUCAAUGGAAGUAUAUUCAUCAGAUGGGUGAAAAUCUGCGCUCCUCCUUGGGAACCGUCAAUGCCGUAUUUUCUCCAGCCUGCAUCGCCCAUGAAAUCCUCACCAAGGGAGAAUGGAAGAAUAUCACGGUGAAUUCCGUUACCUUGCCCAACGCCAUUAAGUGUUGGUCAGAGUCCCUGCCCAAGGACAAGCCAAUGUUUGCCCAAGCUGAGGAGGGCGUUCAAGUCUUAAAAGCCUAUGCCCAAGUCAAAGAGGAUUACUUUCAAGCUCAACACGAGAGAGGCAAUAACUACAUGUACCAAGCAACACAAAUGUUAAGUCGAGGAUCUUCGGCCAUGAUGGCUGAUGCUACUCAUUUACCAUACAAGUUAGCGGGCAAUCUUGUUCGAUCUUUACCUUAUUCGCGUGAAAACUCCCGGAACAGCCUGAGGAAUAACAAUCAUCGAGUGCGUCACACGAACCCCAAAAUCUACGACAAUCGCACGAACGGUGGUGGGGAAAGAUCCAGAUCCCGGAUGACUCGACGCGAGCGCAGGAAAUGUCGGAAACAUCCCGAAAAAUGUCAUUAUCAAAUCUCCAACGGCUAUCUGAUUCGAAGCUUGGACAGGAGAAGCAACCGGAAAGAGAAACAAGGCAAAGAGAAGAAGAAACUCACCAAAGAGGAGAGGAGCAAACGUCGAGAACGCCGAAUGAGACGGCGAGAACAAAAAAAGGCCAGGAAGGCCGAACGCAGAAGGUUAAAACGUCAACGCCGACAGGAAAGACUAGCCAGAAGGAAAACGCGUCAACUGCAACGGAAUGCCAAGAGAUCGUCGGAGAGCACAACCCCAAGAUCUUCAAGGAGUUAUGACGAAGAGAGAGACGCUCUUCUUGAAGCACAGCAGCAUCAUUUAAAAGUUAGGAGUGUUAGAUCAACACCUUCGCCCGACAGUCAUACACCUUCACCCUCCAAUUCUGAGGAGGAUCAGUCAUUUUGCGCCCUUCGGCUCGUGGAAACAUGCAGCUUUCCCCAUUGCAAUCCCACAUGUCCUGUUUUGCUAAGUUCAGACUCAGGUCAAGAAAUUGAUUUACUCACGCUAUUUCAAUCCUUUGGGCUGGAUAUAGCCGGAAUGGCCAAGGCGUUGAAUGUCGGAAUGAGUGACCUCCAAGACAUGGACCGCGAGGAUAUCAUCAGUCUUCUGGCCUUAAGGUCGCAAAACUAAUUCACCGUCGAUGUUUUGCUGUUAUUGCUAUUGUUCGAGACGUUGGUUUAUCGAAGCAACCACACUGACCGUUCAUGGCAGAUCAUAUUCAUCGGGCGAGCAGAAGCGCCGCAAUUGGUCACUUAGAUUAGAACGAUGUUGUUAUGAUCUCAACGCAAGUGCACACCAAUGAAGACGAAGACGAAGAAGAUGAUAUUCGGGCAUGAUGUACACAAAAGUGUCCAAACUGUUUAGCUGUGAUUCCAAAAAGACGCCGAGAAUGUACAAAGGAGCCUUAUCUCAGAAACAUUAUUCUUGAGUUGAUGUAUUAUUUAUCUUAUUACUAUUCUACGAGUCUACGCAUUUUAUAUGAAUGCAUCAUAUUUUUGUCAAACAAAGGCCAAAGGCAUAAUAACCACGAAAAUAAAAAACUGCCCUGUCCGAAA
Molecule: messenger RNA, 3447 nt
Organism: Tigriopus californicus
Lineage: Eukaryota; Metazoa; Arthropoda; Copepoda; Harpacticoida; Harpacticidae
Product: palmitoleoyl-protein carboxylesterase notum1a-like
Exons: 6
Coding region: 662-3022 (786 amino acids)
Molecular function (GO): hydrolase activity
Source: RefSeq, a predicted model, not a curated record